AAAAGACGUCACCCAGACGUCAGAUCUGCAUCCAAUCCGAGGAGCGGGGAUUCCCUGAGACGAGGCAACAAGUGAAUCUCCAAGCUCUUCUGUCAGCGCAAACACACAGAAGUCCUCCUGCUGAAAGCGAGAUGGUGUUAAUUAAACAGGAGAGUGAAGACCUGAGGAUUGUAGAAGUAUUCAGCUUGAAACAUGAAGACACUGAGGAACAAACUGACCUGAUGGAAGAGAACAAGGUGAUUGAAGAACUGAUGGAAGUAGGAAAGAAACAUCAGGACACUUGCCCUCAGUGUGGAAAGAGUUUCUCAUGUGAACAAACUCUUAAUCUUCACAUGAAAUAUCAUAGCCGAAUGGAGCUGUACGAGUGUGAUCAGUGCGAGAAGAUUUUCAAACUAAAAAAAACCCUGAAUGAACACAUGAAAAUCCACACUGGAGCGAUGCCGUACACAUGUGAUCAAUGCGGGAAGAAAUUCAGAUAUAAAGGAAACCUGAAUGAUCACAUGAAAAUCCACACUGGAGCAAUGCCGUACUCAUGUGAUCAGUGCGGGAGGAAAUUCAGACAUAAAGGAAGCCUUAAUACACACAUGAGAAUCCACACUGGAAAGAAACCAUUCACAUGUGAUCAGUGCGGGAAGAAUUACAGACAUAAAGGUAAUUAUAAUGAUCACAUGAAAAUCCACACUGGAGAGAAGCCACACGUAUGUGAUCAGUGCGGGAAGAAAUGUAUACAAAAAGAACACCUUAAAAAACACAUGAGUAUCCACACUGGAGAGAAGCCACACACAUGUGAUCAGUGCGGGAGGAGUUUUGCACUAAAAGGAAACUAUAAGGAACACAUGAAAAUCCACAAUGGAGAGAAACCCUUCACAUGUGAUCAGUGUGGGAAUAAUUUCAGACAUAAAGGAAACCUGAAUACACACAUGAGAAUCCACACUGGAGAGAAACCAUUCACAUGUGAUCAGUGCGGGAAGAAUUACAGACAUAAAGGAGAUUAUAAUUUACAUAUGAAAAUCCACUCUGGAGAGAAACUACACACUUGUGAUCAGUGCGGGAAGAAAUUUAUACAAAAAGAAGACCUCAAAAACCACAUGAGGAUCCACACUGGAGACAAGCCCUUCACAUGUGCACAGUGUGGAAAGGGUUUCAUGAAAAAAGAAUGCCUUAUAAAACACAUGAAAAUACAUUGAAGAGAAGCCUUAAACAUGAUCAGUGCAGUAAGAAUUUCUGACUUGAACUCUUUAUGAGCACAUGAAAAUCCACUCUGGAGAGAAGCCCUUCACAUGUGGACAGUUUGGAAAGGGUUUCAGAAAGUCAAGGGUUUUAAAAGAACAUCUGCAUACUCAUUCUGGAGAAAGACUAUGUAACUGUGACCAGUGCAGUAAAACAUUUUAGGGCAUAUUCCCUGAAGGACCACCUGAAACUGCAUACACAGGAGAGGACUUAACACAUGAUCUUGUUGUUCAAAGAGUUUUAGACAGAUGGGUAUUUUUUGAAAAACAUCUGUAAAGACAGCGCUGUGAAGAAACAUCUGAUCUGAUUGUGGAAGGGCUAUUUUUUAGAGAGAGAGAGAUUCUUAACUGAAAUGCUCCAGAAAGUUCAUACUGUGGGAAAACCUUACAAGUGUUCACACAGUGACGAGAUUAGAACAGCCAGAAUCAGAGGCCGACCAAUAUAUCAUUUUGCUGAUUUUAUCGACCGAUGUGUCGUUUUGCCGAUUUUAUGAACCAAUAUAUAAUUUUGCCGAUUUUUAUUGGCCGAUAUGAGCCCGUCGCAGAUGUAUCAAAGAAUAUGCCACUGAUAUAAAACUUUUUUUACAAGACAUAUAACGCAGAUAAAAUGCAUGUAAAUGGUAUAAUUACUUAGUUUGUCCAGUAGAGCGUGCUCGUUUGCUACUAGAGACCCGGAUGAGACGCUUUAAAGCUCAAGUCUAUGGAAUACCAUUGAAACUUUGAAUGACCAUAUCUCUGUACCGUCGUGGCAAAUCCGCACCAAAUUCGGGGGAUCCCUUCAGCUCAGAGAUCCCUCUCGAAUGCUGAAUCGAGUGUAUGUCUAGAAGUCCUCUUUCGAAUGAGACCACCCUCGUGUCGAUAGCCCUCUGGGUUCGGGAGUUACGGAUGGCUAAAUUCGUGCUCUGGCGCUGACCAAUCUAGUGAUCCCUGGGGGGCUACUGACACGUGGCGUUUGGGAGGGCUCCUUGAGCUGAAGGGAUCCCCCGAAUUUGGUGGAGAUCUGCCAGUGCGUUCAUGAGAUACUGACACCAGUCAACACUUUCACUUAAGAAGAUUUCUUGUUCAGGCAGUAUUCAUGCGUUGUCUUAUUCGACCACAAGUGCCCUGCGAAGUGGACUUCACUUGAAUUUCCACCAUGAUUCCAGUUCCAAGGCAACGUGCAUGUUACAUUUAAAGGGCAUUAAAGUGUGCAAGAUGUGAAUUUACAAUGUAUUUAUUUACAACGGUAUAUUGUCACACUUCACUCUUCUCCAGUAAGUUUCGUCUGUGUGUGAAAAGAGUAGCACAAAUCUGUGAAUGAAUGUUCCGAAGUGAAAUAAACUUCAACUUAAUAAAGUUGAAUGGAAUUGAAUGGAAAUAAAGUCUGUUUGAUUUUGAGACUUAAUCUUGAUAGAGCUGCCUAAUAAAAAUAUUUCUCCCCACACGACCAAGUUUAAGAUUGCUAU
Messenger RNA from Cyprinus carpio (common carp), 2674 nucleotides. RefSeq lists its product as uncharacterized. Gene Ontology annotation, molecular function: RNA polymerase II cis-regulatory region sequence-specific DNA binding; DNA-binding transcription activator activity, RNA polymerase II-specific. Gene Ontology annotation, cellular component: nucleus. Gene Ontology annotation, biological process: regulation of transcription by RNA polymerase II. The record is from RefSeq and is a predicted model, not a curated record. NCBI's taxonomy places the organism in Eukaryota, Metazoa, Chordata, Actinopteri, Cypriniformes, Cyprinidae.